Molecule: messenger RNA, 1293 nt
Organism: Gloeophyllum trabeum ATCC 11539
Lineage: Eukaryota; Fungi; Basidiomycota; Agaricomycetes; Gloeophyllales; Gloeophyllaceae
Exons: 6
Coding region: 1-1293 (430 amino acids)
Source: RefSeq, a predicted model, not a curated record
AUGAAGAGAAACUCGGGAAUGAUUCCGCUACUUAUCGAGAAUACCACACUCAGCCACGGCAUUGACAUUCCUGGAAUUCAGCGCAACUCCCCCUUAUAUCAUCUGCUCUCUCGCUGCAGUGACCUUCGCUCCACCCUCAUCUCAAGCAUGCACCCGACGUUCGCUUGGGGAAAAUGGACCCAGACUACCGCCCUAUGGACGGGUGUAGGUCCCGCCUUCUUCUCCUUGGUGACCGCUGUGAUUGUUCUGGUUGCUGCUUCUGCCAUAUGGAUCAAUCCUCAGACUCGACCCAAUUUGCGCAGACAGAGUCUGCAGAUGCUACUCUGCGUACAGGUGCGUCCAGUCUUAGGCACUCGAGGGGUAGUGCUCACGAAGCUCACAGGCAACUUCAUCGACUUUGUGAUCAUGUUCAUUCCCGUGAAUCUCCAACUUUUCAUAGUUCACCACGUCUGUACCGAAGGGUUUGUUCGGUAUUACCUCCUGGCUUCCCUCGGCGCCGCGAUUGCCACCGCACUUCCAGGAUCCAUCAAACCUGUAUGGGGAUGGGAUCCUGAGACACAACUUUGCUGGAUAGCUAUCACCGAACCGCGUGCUCGUAUCUCCUGGUUGGUAGGCGCAUGGUAUGCCUGGCUCAUCCUUUCGAUGGGUGUCGCUACCAUCUCCACUACCGCCGUCCUGCUUUACCUUGUGGUCCACACCCGCAGCCAGAAGCAUGACCUCGGCCAGGGUGUACAUAGAAAGAUGAUUCACAGUAACUGGCUGGAUGUGAAACGAGUGGCAUCUAAGAUAACGCUGUACCCUUCGGUCCUAAUUGUCGUAAACUGCAUUUCAGAGAUUAGUAACUUCACCAUAAUACGUUCGGGAGGAAUCAAGUCAGACGCCACAUAUGCCCUCUGUGUGGUCUCAGGUGUAUUGUAUGGACUGGUUCCCGGCGCGUACGCUCUUAUUACCUUAUUCAUUGACCCCAGCUUCACCCAUGCCCUCCGUACCCUCCUAGCUCAGCGAGGACUUGUUGGGCAAUGUUCUACGCGCCACAAGCAGGUUGUUCAGAUUUGGCUGACGACGCAGGUAGUUGGCGAAGCCAUAGAGGCAUCAGGGGGGAAAGAGGCGCAAAGGAGUCGGCAGAUACGAUAUGAGUGUGCUCAGGAGCAUUCGGAGGUGCAUACCAUCCUUGAAAUCGGGCACUUAGAGCCUGUAGAUGGAACGCACCUAGGUGAGAGUGUUGAAGAAACGGCAGAGACGGAGGCAAUGCGGAUGGAUGACAUGCUGAACCAGGAUAUUGCUCAGCUGUAG